AUGGAAUCCCCCGUUGUAACCUCUCAGCCUACUGGGGACUCUUCUUCUCUCAAGGGUCUCCUCUCUGCUGUGUCCUCCGCCCUAGACAAGCGCGCGGGCAAAGACAUUUUUGCCAUCGGAGGUAGCGUUGGCGACGAUGGUGGCCCCUCUCAUGCAGCCAGUAACUCUAUCACAAUCCGGUGGGAUAACAAGGAACAGGUACAUAGUCGAACUCUCAAGCUGCCCCUCGGCGAUGACACCGUCACUCAAGAUGCCUUCAACACCCUGGUGGCUGAUUGCCAACCAGCAACCUUCGGCGUCGGUAGCCAAGAGGUGCUUGACGAAGAGUACAGAAAGGCUGGUAAAAUGAAUACCGAAGACUUCUGUACUGACUUCAACCCCUAUGAACAUGGUAUUGUUGAUACCGUCAAUCAGGUCCUGGCCCAAGCCAGUGUUACUGAUGCCAGGGGUCUUGGUGUAAAGGCCGAGCUUUACAAGCUCAAUGUGUAUUCAGGACCUUCUGGCAAGUUCAAGCCUCAUGUUGAUACUCCACGAUCUGAUCGCCAGAUGGGCUCGCUCGUCGUGAGUCUUCCUAUCGAGCACAAAGGGGGCCAACUUGCGGUUAGACAUGGAGGUCGUGAGAUCGUCUUUGACUGGGCACCGAAAAGCGCCAACACCAUUCAGUGGGCGGCUUUCUUCUCUGACUGCGAGCAUGAAGUACUGCAAGUCACAGAAGGACAUCGUGUUACACUGACUUACAAUCUCUUUUGGAUCAACUAUGGUCCAGCUUCGAUGUCUGAUCAUCUUCGGGCUCUAGACCAGGAAUCUCUUCAUUUCUUCGAUGCCCUUGAGAAGUUACUUGAGAACAAGCAUAUUAUAAAAGAAGGUCUCGUUGGGUUCUCUUGCACUCACGCUUAUCCUCAUACUUCCAAGUCAUCCACCAAUAACUUGCACCACAUGCUCAAAGGCAUCGACAUGGUAGUCUACCAAGCCCUCAAGCGCAUUCUAGGCACAGCUGAAGUUGCCGCUCUAGUCGAUGACGAGAAAUACCGACAUUACGAGCAAGAGUCUAUACCAGAGAUGAUUGAAUGGAAAAAAGAUCACAGGCUGAAGUACAACCCACAUCUACCAGAGCCCAAGAUCACUCAAGCGGAGCAAGACGUCUUGGACGAUAAGCUAGCUAUCGGUACGGCGCCGAAACCUGCACUUGCUUUCAGGCACAGCUAUGAGGAGAGACUCGAUCCAGCGGAGGUUGGAUUGCAACACGAAUAUAGCCGUAAAACCCGCGGAAAGUUUUACCCUCGAAGAGAUGUUACAUGGUUGAACGGUCCGCCUGACUCGGAGGUUUCUAAGGAACUUGCUGUUGCUUUCGUCACUUACGGAAAUGAGCCUGGCAUUGGCGCCUACUAUACUUCGGCUGUCAUUGUCGCAAAAGUGAACACGUCCCCGCAGGCGGACGUAAGCACUCAGAGUGAAAGCGCGAGCGAUGCGACAGAGGAUUAG
Fusarium oxysporum Fo47 is the source of this 1482-nucleotide messenger RNA. RefSeq names its product 2OG-Fe(II) oxygenase. Lineage: Eukaryota; Fungi; Ascomycota; Sordariomycetes; Hypocreales; Nectriaceae. The coding region runs from base 1 to 1482 and encodes 493 amino acids. The record is from RefSeq and is a predicted model, not a curated record. The transcript has 5 exons.